Coffea eugenioides is the source of this 489-nucleotide messenger RNA. RefSeq lists its product as uncharacterized. The transcript has a single exon. The record is from RefSeq and is a predicted model, not a curated record. The coding region runs from base 1 to 489 and encodes 162 amino acids. NCBI's taxonomy places the organism in Eukaryota, Viridiplantae, Streptophyta, Magnoliopsida, Gentianales, Rubiaceae.
AUGGAGGAAUCAAGGGAAGGAGAUUGUAGGGUUCCUUUGAUCUCUUCCAUAUUUUGUGUAUGCGUAACGACCGGUGGAGUCCUCCUGGCUAUGUAUGUUUUCAUGCCUUCAGUCUCUGAACCAUGGUUUCCAAUUGCAGCAUUCAUUUUGAUAGGUUCCCCAUGGAUUUUUUGGGUUUUUACAUAUAUAUAUACCUGCAUAAAAGCUUGUUGUCGUCAUAAUGGUCUUAAUGAUCGAAGAUUGUCAAGGAGGAGGAACGCCACGAUUUCAAACAACGCAAUGGCAAGAAAUGAAUCCAUCAACGAUCAGCCUUCUGCUGCUUCUGCUGCUGCUGUGAAUUCUCCGCGCGAAGGAAAACAUGUGCAAUUUGGUGGUGUGGUUGUAAUGGAUAGCGAAAACAGCAAUGGUCACGAAAGCCACCAAGAUCCAUCGGUUGCCUCUUCUAAAGAAUGUGAGAUGCCAUUACAUUUAGGCGUUUCAUCUUCAUGA